Molecule: messenger RNA, 4162 nt
Organism: Epinephelus lanceolatus (giant grouper)
Lineage: Eukaryota; Metazoa; Chordata; Actinopteri; Perciformes; Serranidae
Gene: vps18
Product: VPS18 core subunit of CORVET and HOPS complexes
Biological process (GO): organelle fusion; endosome organization; intracellular protein transport
Cellular component (GO): endosome; HOPS complex
Molecular function (GO): protein-macromolecule adaptor activity
Source: RefSeq, a predicted model, not a curated record
UGAUUAUCCGUGUCCACCCUGUGUUGUGUAGUCGGAAGCUAAGCUAUCGAUUAUGACAGCAUGAAUGAUUGAAGAUAUAUUUUAUUCCUUUACAUGUGUACUGCCGCGUAAGAUAUUAUCUUCCACAUCUUAAUUCAGACGCACGCGAAGAAGAGGAAAUAUGCUCGCGCGCCUGUAACGGUUGGAAGUUGUGUUAGCUAACGUUAGCUAGCUAGUUAGCCAUGUCGUUGUAAUAUUGUUUCUUCGCCAGUCAUUAUAUCUGUAGAGGAUUCGUUAACGGGCAGUGGAAUAAGGUGAAAUACGGUACUUUUAAACAUGGCUUCAAUUCUUGACGAGUACGAGGACUCGCAGAUCACCAGGCAGAGUGCGCAGCAGCACAGCCGCUUGUCAACUGCCAACAUCGGGAUAGCACACUCAGGUUUUGUGAAUGUGAGACUGGAGGAAGAGAAGCCGAUAUUCAACAAGCAGAGGAUUGACUUUACACCGCCUGAGAAGAUUAACCAUCUCGCAGUCUGCAACAAUCAGCUAUGCAUGAGUCUGGGGAAGGACACGCUGCUGAGGAUUGACUUGGCCAAACCAGAUCAGCCUAAUCAGAUUGAAUUAGGAAGGAAAGAUGAAAGUAAAGUGCACAGACUGUUCUUGGACCCCACUGGUUCCCAUCUGCUGAUCUGCCUGAGCACCAGCGAGUGUCUGUACCUCAACAGGAACACGCAGAAGGUGCGCAGUCUGUCCCGCUGGAGGGGCCACCUCAUCGAGAGCGUGGGCUGGAACAAGCUGCUGGGCAAUGAGACCAGCACAGGGCCCAUCCUGGUUGGCACCAGUCAAGGCAUCAUCUUCGAGGCUGAGAUCUCUGCAACUGAGGGCAGCCUGUUCAACACCAACCCAGAUCAGUACUUCAGACAGGUCCACUUCCUCGAGGAGGAUGGGCGGCCGGCACCAGUCUGCUGCCUGGAGGUGGAGCGGGGCCUGGAGAACAAAUACUUCAUCAUCGCCACCACCCGCAAACGCCUCUUCCAAUUUGUAGGGAAGGUGGCCGAGGGGUCCGAGCAGCAAGGCUUCAGCUCCAUCUUUAGCCAGAACCAGGACCUGCUGCCCAGUUUCCAGGAGUUCCCUGCCAACAUGGGCUACAGUGAGAUCACCUUCUACACCUCGAAGCUCAGGACCUCCCCCAAGGCGUUCGCCUGGAUGAUGGGUAAUGGAGUUCUUUAUGGUCAGCUGGACUAUGUCAGGCCUGAUUCCCUGCUGAGUGACGUGCAGGUGUGGGAGUACACCCCGGACAUUGACAUUAGCCUCAACAAGCCCAUCUCCAUCGUGCUGACACAGUUCCACUUCCUGCUGCUGCUCCAUGACCGUGUUAAGGCCAUCUGCACUCUGAAUGGACAGGUGGUAUAUGAGGAUGUGUUCCCAGAUAAGUUUGGCACCCUUAAGAGGAUGAUUAAGGACCCUGUUGGUGGGUUGGUGUGGAUCUACACCGAGAAGGCAGUGUUCCGGUACCACAUUCAGCGCGAGGCCAGGGACGUCUGGCAGAUGUACAUGAGCAUGACUAAGUUUGAUCUGGCCAAGGAGUACUGCCGUGACCGGCCUGAAUGCAUGGACAUGGUGCUGGCCAAGGAGGCCGAGCACUGCUUCCAGAACAAGCGAUACAUUGAGAGUGCCAAGUGCUACGCUCUGACGCAAAACUACUUUGAAGAGAUAGCACUUAAGUUCAUUGAAGCCAAACAAGAGGAAGCCCUAAAGGAGUUCUUAUUGAAGAAACUGAAUAAUUUGAAACAGAGUGAGAGAACGCAGAUCACCUUGCUGGUCACCUGGCUAACUGAGCUCUACCUGAACAGGCUCGGCCAGCUGGAAGUCGACGGCAACACCGUCAUCUUCAAGGAGACCCGCGAUGAGUUCCGCCAAUUCCUCGGCAGCUCCAAGCACAAGGAGUGCCUCUUCAACAACCGCAGCACCAUCUACGACCUGCUGGCCAGCCACGGCAACGUGGACGACAUGGUUUACUUCUCAGUCGUCAUGCAAGACUACGAGAGAGUGAUAUCCCACUACUGCCAACACGACAAAUUUAGCGACGCUCUGGAUGUGCUCUCCAAGCACUGUGAUGAGAAGCUUUUUUACAAGUUCUCCCCUGUCCUCAUGCAGCACAUUCCCAAAAAAGUGGUAGAUGCGUGGAUUCAGAUGGGCAAGCGGCUGGACCCGAAGAAGCUCAUCCCAGCUCUGAUGAACUACAGCCAGAUGGGCAGCACCCAGCAGAUCAGUGAAACCAUCCGCUACAUGGAGUUCUGUGUGUACGAGCUGACCGUGACAGAGGAGGCCAUCCAUAACUACCUGCUGUCGCUCUACGCCAAGUAUAAGCCGGACUCUCUGCUGUGGUACCUGGAGCAGGCAGGUACUCACGCCUCAGAGAUCCACUAUGACUUGAAGUACGCCCUCAGGCUGUGUGCAGAAAAUGGCUACCUGCGGGCCUGUGUGCUGGUUUAUAGGAUUAUGGAAUUGUAUGAGGAGGCAGUGGAUCUUGCUUUACAAGUAGAUGUAGACUUGGCUAAGUCAUGUGCAGACCUGCCUGAAGAUGACGAGGAGCUGAGGAAAAAGCUCUGGCUGAAGAUCGCCCGGCAUGUUGUUCAGGAGGAGAAAGAUGUAAAGAAAGCCAUGAACUGUCUGUCCAGCUGCAACCUGCUCAAGAUUGAAGACAUCCUGCCCUUCUUCCCAGACUUUGUCACCAUUGACCAUUUUAAGGAGGCCAUCUGCAGCUCCCUGGAGGAGUACAACCAGCACAUCGAGGAGCUGAAGCAGGAAAUGGAGGAGGCCACGGAGAGCGCCAAACGCAUCAGAGAAGACAUCCAGGAAAUGAGGAACAAAUAUGGCGUAGUGGACUCCCAAGAAAAAUGUGCUGCUUGUGACUUCCCAUUGCUCAACAGGCCCUUCUAUCUGUUCCUGUGUGGACACAUGUUCCACUACGACUGCCUGUUCCAGGAAAUAACCCCUCACCUGACGCCCUAUAAGCAGAGUCGUCUGGAGGAGCUGCAGAAAAAGCUGGCUGCAACCACGCAAUCCUCCAAGUCACGUCACCGCCCGGCCCCCAAGGACGAAGGAGACACUGCCAGCCUGGGAAAGGGCAGCGCGGGCACGAGCCGCGAGCAGAUAAAAUCAGACAUUGAUGACAUCAUUGCGUCUGAAUGUGUGUACUGCGGCGAACUGAUGAUCAAGUCCAUCGACAAGCCUUUUAUUGAUCCGCUGAAAUUUGAGGAGGAGAAAUCCAGCUGGCUGUGAAUGAGACCUCCUACUUCUUCUUCUUCUUCUCUUAAUGUGAAAAGACACGACAGCCCGCCAUCUUGUAUGUCAGUGAAACUGCACCAUCUUAAGGACUGACCCAUUCAGUGGAUACAGACAUUCACCUGAUUGCCUGUUGGUAGUGCCUCCUGCUGAUAUCAGCUUCAGUUGUUCUCUACAGAAUACACUUAUUUUGUUGGCAGUAUUUGAAGCUGAUUCGAAGACCUUUGCACUUUGUAUCGAAGCGUCUAGUUAAAGGUGGACAUUGUUGGCACGGAUACAAGAGGAUGUAAAAUAUUGCCAGGGCUGUACAGUGCAUACAAUGUGCCUGAACCUCUGAUUAUAAUGGCAGAAAGUAUUCAAAAGCUAGAAUCAGACAUAACUGCACUAAACAUCUAUUAACUACAUAAUGUCAUGCUUGUUUUGUCUGUUGCAUAGGGGUAAAAAAUCAGGGGGGAUACAGGGGGCACAUUCCCCGCCAUAUUUAGAACUGCAAUAAAGAGAUGAAAGUAGCAGAGGAGUUUUAUUUUGACAAAAUUAAAGACAUUUACACUGUAAAUUAAGGCAGAAAAUGCACAAAUUGGUGCAUAGAAUUUCACCAGACGAAGGAAAUUAAGUGAUGCUCAAAAUUCUCUGGCAGACGACCCCCCUACUCCCUACUUACGCCCCUGGUCUACUGAAAACAUAACCUGCAUUUACAUUACAAUAUGUGCUUCUCCUCAGUUCAACCCUCCGCUCUACAGCUGCGUCCAUCUUACAGUUACUGUGGGAUAGAUUAUCAAACUGUUAUGUCAUAUAUUCAUGUUUUGCAAAUCAAUCAUGGAACAUUAAAGCUUGUCAGCAUGGAUGGACUGAUUCUUCUGGUUGUUUAAAGUGUAAUAAAUAUUUAACAAAUGAA